UAACAAAUAUGUAGACAGUUUGAUGUAGAGAGGAUAUUUUGUACACAGGCUUGUCAACUUAACCAUGGAUCUAUUCGGCAUGAUGGUGGCAUUGAUCUUUUUUUUCAUUUCUGGUGGAUCAUUCUGCUCUUGCCUGCUAAGGCAGAAAUGCCAAGUGCUUGAAAAGAAAUAUUUUGCACCAUUUCUGGAUUUAAACUUCAAUAAGUGUGAUGAAUUUGAGGAAUUGGAUUUUACCAUAGCAGUGCAUUGUGACAUGGUGGACAAUCUUAAUAUAACCCUAAAGGAAAUACCUCUGGAAACAGACUGGCUUUGUCUGACCCGGUACCUGGGGAUGACUGUACAGGCAGAAGCAUUCUCCCAACUCACAAGCUUGAAAUCCCUCUCUAUCUCUGGAAAUACAGAAUUCCUAUCAGGGGCCUUCACUGGUCUUUCUCAACUCUCCGUCCUCUGGAUAGAAUCAGAAACUUUGCGUGAUGACACCACUUUUCACAAGGACACAUUUUGUGGUUUACAGUCACUACAAAUACUGAAAAUAUGUGGGAUAAAUUUCUCAUCAUUUAGCUUUUCAAUAUUUACCCAUCUCUCGCAACUGGAUCAUCUGAUACUGGAAAACAACAACAUGACAUAUUUGUCUGAAUUAACAACAUCGCUGGGAAAAUCCAGAAAUUUGCCCAAUUUACACAAACUAUCAGUAUUCAAUAACAUGGAUGUUCUAAGGGAGGAGGAUUGCUUUAGAUCACCAUAUCCAACAACUGACGGACAGAUUGCACAGUAUGUAGAUUUCAAUAUUACUUUCCUAGAGUUCAUGAAAAACCAAUUUUACCACGUUGGCCCAAAUUCUCUGUGCAAUUUCCCCCAUCUGGAGGUGUUUCAAGCGGUAUUUCUUGAUGAUACAGAACAAAUCUAUAAGUCGGGUAUUAGAACAAGCAAAGUUAUUUCACUGCCAAGAUUCCUCAAUACUUCAAUUGAAAUUUGCAAAUGCGCUUUGCAGUUUAAAGUUGAAAAACUUCUUGUAGUAACCUCCGGCUUAGAAGAAAUUGGAACUUUUACUGGCUCAUGUAAAACGCUAAGAAAUUUAGACCUUUCAUAUAAUUUUAUCAAAAGUGUCAGCUCAAAGCAAUUCCAAAGGUUAAACAACUUACUGUCACUGAAUUUAUCAAACAAUGAUUUAGAAAAUCUAGACAUUUGUCAGGAUAAAUCCACACCAAGAACGGAAUUAGUUUACCUCAGUAUAUCUCAUAACAUGUUAACUAGACUUUAUAAAGGACAGUUUGCCUGCUUAAAAAAACUUCAGAUCUUGUCCUUAGAAAACAACAACAUUAAUAUUAUUGAAGAUUUGUCAUUCGAUGGCUUGUCUCAUUUGAGUGUAUUAAACCUUCAAAAUAAUAACUUGUUUACCAUUAGCAAUUCUACAUUUGCCACUCUAUUUUCAUUAACACAUCUAAACUUAUAUCAUAAUGAAAUAUUAGAACACGGCUCUCAAGUUUUCAAAGAUCUGGAGAAACUUCAAGAACUAAUGAUGACAUAUGAUGUAGAUGAUUUCCUAGAUUGGUUAAAUCGUUUUCGUUUACCUCUGACACAUCUGAUGGCAAACACAAAAUAUAUGAUGUUUGAGAGUGAAUUUUACUAUGGUUUUUCACAGUUACAGGUUUUAGAAUUGGAUGUAUUACAAAUAUUUGCGAACUGUUCAUCUCAGUAUGUGUUUCGCAACAUUAACAAGCUGUACUUAAAAAACAUUAAACAGUAUGAAUGUUUUAUGCCUGAAACACACCCCCUCCUAUCAUUUACUAAUCUUGAAAGAUUGUACUACACUGGAAGUUCCCAAGAUUUUUCAGACAUCACGCUGAACUCUCUUAAGGAUGUACCCUUAAAGUUUCUUUAUCUGGAAGAUAUUAAAGGACUAAUUAAAUACGGUCAGUUGAAUGUUCAUAAGUUGUUUCAAGGGUUGUCCAAGCUCAAAGUUUUACAUCUACAGAAUUCCGGAAUCAAUAACUUGGAUUCCAAACACAUGUUUAUGGAUCUACAACAAAUGGAAUUUCUUGUGAUUGAAAACCAGGACAUUGAAGAAGUGAACGAAGCUGCUUUUGAGUCAAUGCCUAAUUUGAAGUACAUUUAUUUUCUGCAAACAACGUUUCCUUGUAAGUGUAAUUUUAAGGGGUUGUUAUCUUGGCUGGAAUCUGACACUAGGGUGUCCAUUAUUAAUUUUCACAAUCAGUCAUGUCAGAUUAACCAAAACAACUCAAACCUGGUUUCUUUUCUUCAGAUUAACUGUCACACUGACCUGGAUCUGAUCAUGUUUGUAAUGACCUUUGUGUUCACCAUGCUGUUCAUGCUUACAUCUCUCUUCUAUGAAAGUAUUUGGUGGUAUAUCCUCUACCUGGUCUACAUGGUGAAAUGUUGGCUGAACCAUAAACAGAGGGACAGAGAGCAUUAUGAAUAUGACGUUUUUGUAUCUUACAGUACACACAAUGAACAAUGGGUCACUGAACAGCUUCUUCCCAGCCUGGAGCAGAACGGUCCUCCUUUCUUUCGUUUGUGCAUCCAUGGCCGGGAUUUUGAGGUUGGUAGAGAUAUUAUAGAGAACAUCAUGGACAGCAUCUAUAACAGCAGAUGGACGUUGUGUGUUAUCACCCGUCCAUACCUGCACAGUAACUGGUGCUCCCUGGAGAUGAGGAUGGCCACGUACAGGCUUUUUGAUGAAAGUAAGGACUCCCUCAUUCUGGUGUUCCUUGAUGAGAUCUCUAGAGAAGAGUUGCAGCAUUACCAUAGACUGACUAAGCUCCUGGACAAGAAAACUUACCUGGAUUGGCCAGACAAUGAGAACGGACAACGACUCUUCUGGACCAGACUACAGAAAGUCAUUGCUAAGUCUGGUAGAAAGACUUCAGUGAAGAAGUAGAGCGAUGACAAUUAUGGAAUUACAGAAAGGACUAUACCUCAAAGUAUAGAGCAGACUGCAGUAAGAGUGGAGCAGUGGCCCAUUGCAUAGUCAUAGCAAACCACCUCACAGAUUAAAGAUACUUAUUUUUCUGUAAACAUUUUUAGCAGUAAUACUGGAUAUAAUCAUUCUCUACCAUGUCUCCCUGGUACCAUAUAACUCGUAUUGCUAUAGAUAUCCAAGGCAACUGAAAGAAUAAUGAUGAGGAUAUGCAAAAUAACCCAUACCAACUGAAUAGAAGGUAUCCCAGAAUUGCCUACUGUAAACUACAAUGUGAUUGGUUGCUAGAGGUUCCUGUACCGCAUAAUAAUUAAUCUUUAUUGAAUAAACACUUGUAACCUUUGAAUAGAUAUGUAGUAAUGCAGGAAUUUAGAUGUGGGUGUCCUUAAGAUAAAGAUGGUUUCUCUAUAUGGCUACAAACAUAAGGGCUCUGUAAAUGUUUCACUUUUAAAAAGGAACAUGAAAAUUCAAGAUUUGCUUGGGAGGGCUCUUACAUUGCUCAAUGAUUAUGUACUUAGGCUCUGCAAAAACAACUUCCAUUUUCUAAUCCUUUUUCUUGUUGCAGCCAUUGUGCAGGGUGUCUGAAAAGGACUGUGCAGUUCAAAUGGCACCAGAGUUAGGCCCAAUGCACUCAAUAAUCAGCACUCAAUAACAGAUUUGGUCAGACAUGCCCUUUCUCUGUAAUAUACGUCUGUGUAAGGACACCUGUACUAAGUGGUGUGGCUGUUAAUAAACUCUGCAGUGGAAGUACA
Molecule: messenger RNA, 3690 nt
Organism: Rana temporaria (common frog)
Lineage: Eukaryota; Metazoa; Chordata; Amphibia; Anura; Ranidae
Product: toll-like receptor 13
Exons: 1
Coding region: 65-2899 (944 amino acids)
Biological process (GO): toll-like receptor signaling pathway; immune response; inflammatory response
Cellular component (GO): membrane
Molecular function (GO): protein binding; transmembrane signaling receptor activity
Source: RefSeq, a predicted model, not a curated record